UACAAGUUCUUUUAUUUAAUAGAACUAAUUUACCAGUUUAUAUAUCUCCACAACAACGAAUUGCACAGCUUAUAUUAAAGAAAAUAGCUUAUCCGGAGGUAUAUGAAGUUCUCCAUCUUAGUUACACAGAAAGAGGUGAUAAAAGCUUCGGUUCUACUGAUAUUAUUCAACCAAAUGAAGCUUCAAAAUCACCAAUACAUUUCACAACAGAAGACAUUUUUGCCCUCUUAAUGCCAGAGAAAGACUGGCGGUUUUAGUAGAAUCACUCCAAAAUAGUUGUGAGCAGAUCCAUGCAGCGAAUACAAGCCCAGGGGCCUCUGUACCGCGAUCCAUGGAACCUACUCCCGACUAUGAGGAUGAUGAUGAUUCCGAUUUCGCUUACAUUCAAUAUCUAGCAUCUCUAUCUACACAAAUGACGCCAGUAUGGGAUGAUUAUUUUGAAUCAGAAUGGACAAAUCCUUUCGCCAGCAAAGGUGGUGGGAAGGAGGAAUUUCUUGAAUUAAUUCCAUCAAAUUGCAAAGAAUUCAUUGAGCUAAUUGCAGCCAACUGUGAAAUGGAAUAUCCUUGCCUAAGAAGACUAGUGGAAGAAGUGACACCCGCCACUGAGCAAAUUUAUUCUACCAGUACCGUGGUAUCCCCAUACCGACCACCGGUGGAUACGGCAAUGGGUCCACCAGGAUACCCUCCAACAGAUAAUAUUACAACUGGGCCUCCAAAUUUUCAACCUAUUUAUGAGCAACAACCUCCAAGGGCGAAAUUUAAGGGAGGAAUGAAUAAUGAAUUAUGGACUUUACCAUCAGCUCAGCAACAAAACGGGGCCUUAUUUGUGAUACCAGAACAAAUAAAUUUAUUUGAUGACGCUUUUUCACGAUGGGAAUCAAUCACGAAGAAUUUUGUAGCAUCCCAAGCUUUCUCAGAUUCAAAGGAGAAGAUUGAGUUCAUUGAAAAUUUAUUAGGGGAAAUUGAGAAAAUUACAUGGGUUCAGGAGGAUGACUUACUCCACUGAAUAUGAUGCCCUCAUAUCUAUUAGUGAGGGACGAGAAGGAACGCAAAAUAUUUUAUCUCAAAUGAGACGAGUUUUCAAUGCUGAAGACCCCACCCAGGGUUCCACAGAAAUCCAAAACGCUGCAUAUAGAGAUUUGGAGAAGUUAUCUUGUGAUAAUGUGAAAAACAUUAUUCAAUAUAUUAAUGACUAUAUGCGUCUUGCAGCAAAAACAGGAAGGUUAUAUGCUGGACCAGAAUUUUCAGAAAAAUUCUGGUUGAAAAUGUCUGGAGAUCUUGGCAAUAGAAUUAAGACUGCCUUUGAAGCAAAGCACCCAGGACUCACGGUUGGAGUUUUCCCACGAGUGAUUUUCGCUCAUAAAUUUCUAGAACAGAAAUGUAAAGAUGCAGCCUUUAAGAGGUCCUUGAAAGAUUUAUCAUUCUGCAGCCAAAUUCCUAUCCCAGGUUAUUACCAAAAAUCAGGAGCAAGGAAGGUUGGAGUAAGGCAGUCAAGGACGUAUAAAGGCAAACCACAUGGAUCACAUGUAAGGAUUGAAAAACGAAAGCAUUUACUCCGAAAUAAGAAGUGUAAAUGUUACUUAUGUGGCCAAGAGGGACAUUUUGCUAGGGACUGCCCGAAUGAGAAAAGAAAUGUCAAAAGAAUGGCUAUCUUUGAACAGCUAGAUCUACUAGAGGAUUGUGACAUACUUUCUGUACAAGAAGGAGAAGCACAAAGCGAUGCUAUCUAUAGUAUCUCAGAAGGAGAAGAUGACAUAUUCAAGGCAACAGGUUAAGCUCACGGAAGAAUAGUCAAACUGCCUGCACCAGUGGAAGCACACUGAAAGAAUCUUUGCUACACAAUCCCAUAUAUGUACAUGUUGUAAAAGAGCUACUAUUCAAAGAGCAAGAAUACACUGCACUGAAUGCCUUCUAACCGUAUGCAACCUGUGUGGACCAUAUUACUUCAAUAAAGAGGUACCUGUUAGCCCAGCUCCUUCAUCUCCUUUUUAUCCAAUGAACCUGAUACAGGAACAAAGAAACUAUAUAAUAUGGUGCGAAGAAGAGAUAAAACCACUAAAGGAGCAAGUUGCGUACUACAAAAGACAAUUUGAAGCCUUCAGAUGGAGUAGGAUUUUCAAAAGGAUUUUCAGGAAUUAAAUAUGCUUGUGGAAGAAGCAGUAGCGGCUACAUCCAGCCCACGGUUAGUAAAGAAUAUGUUAUACAAUCUAACCAUAGAAAUUGAGAUUCCAGGAAUCCAAAAAUUCAAGUUAAAAGCGAUUCUGGACACAGAAGCAACAACUUGCUGUGUAGAUCAAAGGUCUGUUCCUAAGGAAGCCUUAGAACGGAAUACCUUUGUGGUAAGUUUUAGUAGAAUCGAUUCUCAGCAAACUGCUAAUAUGAAGCUAAAGAAUGGGCGCAUGAUUAUCGGCGACAAUACUUUCCAUGUUCCAUAUACAUAUAGCUUUCCAAUGGUGUUAGGAGAUAACAUCCAAUUCAUUAUAGGCUGCAACUUUAUCAGGGCAAUGCAAGGAGGACUUCGAAUUGAAGGAAAUACGGUAACCUUUUAUAAAAAUUUGACUACAAUAAAUACAUUAUCGUCUGUACAUGCAGCCAUUGAGGAAUUAGAAAUGGACGAGGAUGAAUACAUACAGAUCAAAGAAAUGGUUCAUUUCUUAGUAGGAAGGAUAAGCCCAACAAAGAUGAAGAUAGCAGUAAAGGAAAUUGAAUUUCUUGGGGCAAUUAUUGGUAAUUGCAAGAUUAAACUUCAGUCACAUGUUAUCUCAAAAAUUGCUGAUUUCAACAAUAAUGAUCUCAAGACAACUAAAGGUAUGAGAUCGUGGCUUGGUUUACUAAAUUACGCCCGAAAUUAUAUCCCAAAUCUUGGAAAGCUUCUGAGCCCUCUUUAUGCUAAAACAUCACCUAACGGUGAAAAGAGAUUAAAUCAGCAGGACUGGGAUUUAAUACACCAAGUAAAAGAAAAGGUGAAACAACCCCUAGAGCUAGAAAUCCCUCCAGAAUGUUAUGUGAUCUUGGAAGUAGAUGGAUGCAUGGACGGAUGGGGAGGAAUAUGCAAAUGGAAAAAGCAGAAAUUUGAUCCCAUAUCUUCAGAAAAGAUCUGUGCGUAUUCUAGUGGAAAAUUUAACCUCCCAAAAUCUACCAUCGACGCAGAAAUUUAUGCGGUAAUGAAUACAAUGGAAGAUUUAAAAAUUUACUUUCUUGAUAAGCAGGAGCUUCUUAUCAGAACAGACUGCCAGGCCAUAAUAAGUUUUUUCGGCAAAACCUUAAAUCAUAAACCAUCCAGAGUCAGGUGGUUAGCAUUUACUGAUUACAUCACUGGAGCAGGCCCAAUAGUUCAGUUUGAACACAUUGACAUAAAAAACAAUCAGGUAACAGAUUCCCUAUCCCGACUAAUAUUUGUGUUAAUUUUGACAGAAUGGCCGGAACAAGACCUCAACAAGCUAGCCAUGGUAGCACCAGCAAUCAAAGAACUCCAGGCGCAACCCAACUUGAAGACCCAGGAAACGUUAAGCAAAGCCCUAUGGAGCCUCUCUACUUCAUUAAACAAUACCAACAGACAAUUAACAAGCGACAUGGUCGGCCCAUCCCUCUCGAUGAAUUCCAUCAAAUCACAGAAGAAUUACACGAACAGCAAACAGCAAUGCGAGCCAUUAAUGCAGUUCAACAACUCAAACUCAUCCAUUCACUAAAGCGACAAGAAUGCAACAGGAGUAGGGGACAUGAUAACUGGUGGAAUGACUGGUAUCUUGUAGUAGAACAGUGUGAUAAUCAACUUUCACAGUCAGCACAUCUUCUCCAAGAUUGCGUCUCACGAAUGAGGAAUUUUAAAGUAUAAAAGCAGCAAGCAUGAUGGACCCUGAUCUCUAUAAAGCUACUUUCUUGUGACCAGAUAAUAUUAGCUUUAUGUAAAGUAGUAGAGUGCUUUAAAAGAUUCCCUUAGAAAGGAAUCAUCUUUAUGUAAAGUAGUAGAGUGCUUUCAGUAGUGGAGUGCUUUAAAGAUUCCCUUAGAUAAGGGAGUCCUUUAGAGGUUACUUCUGAGCUAUAUCAAACGUGCCGAUGGGGCCCCAUGUGCACUCGGCGUUUGCUAUAUAAGAAUGUGAUCUCUCCUCUUACAAGGCAUCAAGCAUCCACUUGAGCCUUAUCUGAGGUGUUUCUCUGUAAGAAAUUUAACUUGAAUAUUAAGUUUCUGGUUGCCCUUUUCUCUAGUAUUCCUUUCUUCCUUCCGCCGCCUCUUUCCUUCCUACUCACCACGCACCCUCAGUAAGAAAUUUAACUUGUAUAUUAAGUUUUUAAGUUUCUGGUUCCACUUUUCUCUAGUAUUCCUUUCUUCCUUCUACCGCCUCUUUCCUUCCUACUCACUACGCACCCUCAAUUUCUAAACUCCAGAACCUAUCACUUGGUCCACCUAAACCUAAAGAAAAACCUGGAAAGCUACGGGUAUUCAAAGACCCUUACAAAAUAUUAAAAGAGGAGCAGGAAAAGAUUAAGGGAAUAUGGCAACCUCCCGAACGGAGCAGCAAGUAACCCCACUAUUUGAAGAUCAAAUAAGAAGCUACAGAAGAAAUCAACGAAGGCUUUAUAAUGCCCAACAAACAGCAAGAAGAAUCGGGCAUUCAAGCAAGGUUUAAAAUCUUGAGCCAUGCCGAAGUUUCGGUAUUUGAUUGGAACGAUAUCAUGCCGAUGUUUCAAUGCAUGGUGCCAGUAAUUGAUUAGAGUUGAAGAAGGAAGGACAUAAAACAUAAGAAUGAGACAUUGUCUCUGUCGAGUAUGGUUUUAUAUUUUGUAUCAUGCUAAGCGAAAUAGUCAAAAGAUAUCCUUCUGGUAAAAUUUCAAAAUUCGAUACCACCUAGCACCCAACACAAACAAUGUUUCCUUCUUUUGCUUCAUCUUCUUCCUUCGUCAACCUCCUAUCUGUCACUAACACCAUGCAUCAGAGUGUUUGCACAAUACUAAAACAUCUUUCUAGACAAAGGCUGAAACUAUGACACAGCUCAAUAUUUUAAACUUUAGUCCUGAGUGAUAUUGAGUUUCAAUGAUUUAUUGGAACGAUACGUAUCAACCAUUUUGCCCUACAUGGGUCAAGAUUUCAAUCAUCUGUAGGAGAAGGUAGAAGAGAUCGACAUCAACUUGAUAGGGAAUCUAUUGAGGCUAUUUAUAUAAUGAAAUAGGAGAAGGUAGAAGAGAUCGACAUCAACUUGAUAUCAUGUUACGGAGAAAGGUUAGGCUAAUCACCUAGGCAGUCUCUUCCACCUCUGUGUAAUGAACAAAAAUAUUACAACUAGGUCCCUGAUGCUAAUAAUAUUUACAUUUAGGUUCCUAACAAAGUGAAUUGGUGAAUUCAAGUUUAUAUAACUGCCUAUGUUAGCCUACCACUAUGUUAGUAUGUGGCUUUUGGAUGGAUGUGGAAGGAUUAUCAAUCAAUUUGCUCAGAUUAAUUAGAAACUAACAUCAUUGCAUAACUAUUAUCUGCUUGAUGUCUCCUUUUUCCUAACUCAAUUCCUGACCCAGUGGCCAAUCUAAAGAUUCCUGACCUAUGGUUCCCAAUCCCAUCUUCUGAAGUCUCCCAACCUAGGAUUUUCAUCUCGCCAUCUUUUUCCUUAUCAUUUUCAUUGCUUUAAUUCCGUUGAAGAAUUUGAUGCUUUUGAGAACUUCAGUCUUUUCUAAAAUUUUAGAUUAUCUAACCAUUGCUUAAAAACAUCAUGUUUUAAUGACUCCUGUCUUGAAAUAAAUUUUAGAUUAUCUAACCAUUGCUUAAAAACAUCAUGUUUUAAUGACUCCUGUCUUGAAAUUGAACAAAAUUAGGCCUUGAAAACUUGAAACCUCUUUCUUAUGGUAAUCAAAAUCCUACAUAAUCUGAUUUUCCUUCUAAUAUUCCUUAUGCGAGAACAAGGAAAGAAAGAGCAGAGUAGUUAUACAUUAUCAAAAUUUACCUUUUUUGUUUAGGGAUAUGAAAUAUUCUAUUAUUCGUAUUUAUGGGAAGCACAAUUCAGAAAUGUUGUUAUUGUUAAAGGACAUGAUUCUUGACUCUUUUAAGACAACUAACUAUAUUAUGGCUUUUUUCAUGUUUUUUAUUUAUUAUUAUUUUUAAUUCCU
Messenger RNA from Zingiber officinale, 6093 nucleotides. RefSeq lists its product as uncharacterized. Lineage: Eukaryota; Viridiplantae; Streptophyta; Magnoliopsida; Zingiberales; Zingiberaceae. Gene Ontology annotation, molecular function: zinc ion binding; nucleic acid binding. The transcript has 2 exons. The record is from RefSeq and is a predicted model, not a curated record. Bases 2142 to 3689 code for a protein of 515 amino acids.